Molecule: messenger RNA, 789 nt
Organism: Nomia melanderi (Alkali bee)
Lineage: Eukaryota; Metazoa; Arthropoda; Insecta; Hymenoptera; Halictidae
Source: RefSeq, a predicted model, not a curated record
AUGGCUACAGAUUCAGCAAUGGAAUUUGGGAAAGACUCAUGUGCGUCUGUUACUAUACCGAAAUUUUGGCACGACAAAGUGGCUCUCUGGUUUAUGCAAGUGGAAGCGCAGUUCCAGGUGGCGCGAAUCACGAAAGAUGAUACGAAAUUCGCGCAUGUCGUGGCCAAUUUGGACGCGAAGUACAUCGAGGAAGUGGAAGACAUUGUGUGCAACCCUGCGGCAGAAAGGAAGUAUGAAGUUCUAAAAACAGAGCUAAUCAAACGGCUCUCCGACUCGAGGACGGUCUGCGUACGCCGGUUGUUGGAGAAAGAAGAAGUCGGCGAUAGGACUCCAACGCAAUUUUGGAGGCACCUGAAGAAACUGGCAGGCAAGGAAGUGUCAGAGGAAUUCCUCGUAGAGUUAUACAAGAGCCGCCUUCCGGAGAAGACACAGUUGGUGCUGGCUGCGACCUCCGAUACAAAAGGGGAAACGUUAGCCGAAAUCGCCGAACGGGUGCACGACAUUUCGGGCCCGCACGGUUAUGUAGCGGCCAUUCCUGCAGAGACGCGCGUUAUCGAGCAGCUGUGUGCCGAAAUGAAGGAAAUGAGAUUGCAAAUGAACGCGAUCAUGAGGGAAUCGCGACAGCCUCAACGAACCAGGAGAUCGAGUUCGCGCGCCCGAAGCAAGUCGCGCAGCCCAGUCCGCGACCGAACAAAACGGUUGUGCUGGUACCACUUCAGGCACGCAGAGAAGGCAACACGAUGCGUAACUCCGUGCGCCUGGAACCAGCCGAAGACGCCGGAAAACUAA